AUGGCACGAGAUCGAAGCCCAAGCGGGCCGCCAUCCAACGCGCCAAAGGCGCCAGCCGCUUUCCGUCGCCAUCUCGACGAGCAGCAGUCUUUGAACCUAACAUAUCCGAAGUCGUCGGCAGGACCUGGCUCCUGGACGCAGUCGAAAAGAUGGGUGAGCGACGAGACAAAAGAACGCGCAGCCUAUCAGAAGCUCAUGCAGUCACUUCACUACCUAGGCGCAGACAAGUCACCAUCUCUUCCGCAAACAUCAAGUGAGCUGACAAGCUUCAGAGUAGCCCAAGCUGAGAGCAAGGGCCGCAUCUUUGGUGAGAAACUGCGGCGAAUGGAAGAGGCAGAGGCCCAGAAGCAGAGGAAUCCACAACACCUCGAGGUUUUCCAUGGCCUAGAUCUGGCUGACGGUCUCUCCCCUGUGUUUGCCGUCUUGAAUUGCUUCAACAAAUAUCAAGACCCCAAACAACAAGCAGGAUGGCCCAGCGUGGCCGAGUUCAAGGAAGAUGGCGAGAAACGGGCCGCACGCUAUGGGCGAUAUUUUCCACUGCCUCGUCUCGAUUUCAUUGCGAGAGAGUCGGAAGGUGAGGACGCGGCCUGUCUAUACACCAGCGAUGGAUCCAUCAAAUAG
This is a messenger RNA of Emericellopsis atlantica, 621 nucleotides long. RefSeq lists its product as uncharacterized. Bases 1 to 621 code for a protein of 206 amino acids. NCBI's taxonomy places the organism in Eukaryota, Fungi, Ascomycota, Sordariomycetes, Hypocreales, Bionectriaceae. The record is from RefSeq and is a predicted model, not a curated record. The transcript has a single exon.